This is a messenger RNA of Trichomycterus rosablanca, 2587 nucleotides long. It is a transcript of the gene ftr67, whose product is annotated as finTRIM family, member 67. The record is from RefSeq and is a predicted model, not a curated record. The transcript has 7 exons. NCBI's taxonomy places the organism in Eukaryota, Metazoa, Chordata, Actinopteri, Siluriformes, Trichomycteridae. Bases 50 to 1249 code for a protein of 399 amino acids. Gene Ontology annotation, molecular function: zinc ion binding.
AAGCUCUUAUUUUCCGGCCCUGGUUUUACUCGGUGUGUUUGUGUCAGACAUGGCGCACGCUGGCGUGUUUUUAGAACAGGACCAGUUUAACUGCUCCAUCUGUCUGGAUGUGUUGAAGGAUCCCGUCACGGUACCGUGUGGACACAGCUACUGUAAAGCGUGUAUUACAGGCUACUGGGAUCAGGAUGAUUAUUUGGGGGUGUAUGGAUGCCCGCAGUGCCGGCAGAGCUUCGCCCCCAGGCCGGUGCUGGGCAGGAACACCAUGCUGGCGGAUGUGAUAGAUAAACUGAGGAAAAGCGCUCUGAAUUCUGCGCCCACCGAGCCCAGCCAGGCCGCGCCGGGGGACGUCGAGUGCGACGUGUGCACUGGAACCAAAAACAAAGCGCUCAGGUCGUGUCUGGUGUGUUUGGCGUCGUACUGUGAGACUCACCUGCAGCCGCACUACGAGUCUCUGGCCUUCCAGAAACACCGCCUGACCAACCCGACCUCCAGGCUGCAGCAGAACCUGUGUUCCAGCCAUGACAGGCUGCUGGAGCUCUUCUGCAGGACCGAGCAGCGCUGCAUCUGCUACCUGUGUUUAACCGACGAGCACAAGGGGCAUGAUACAGUACUGGCUGCUACUGAGAUGGCCGAGAAAAAGGAAGCCCUGGCGGAGACGCAGAGGAAAUCCCAGCAGAGGAUUCAGGAGAAAGAAAAAAAUUUACAAGAGCUAAAACAGUCGGUUCAGUCUCUCACCCUCUCGACUCAGGCAGCUCUGGAGGAGAGCGAGCGGAUCUUCACCGAGCUGGUCUGUUGUAUAGAGCGGCGGCGUGCCGAGGUGAAGGAGCUGAUUCGGAAUCAGGAGAGGGCGGCAUCCAGCCAGGCCGAGGAGCUUCUGCGCCAGCUUGAGCAGGAGAUCUCGGAGCUGAAGAAACGAGACGCUGAGAUAAACCAGCUGGCCCAAACAGAUGACCAGAUCUCAUUCCUUCAGAGCUACAUGUCGUCGUGCGAGCUGCCCGUAUGUGUGGACGUUCCCAGCAUUACCCCGGAGCCUGGUUUUAGCUGUGUGAUGAGUGCACUGUCUGAAUUCCAAUCCCUGCUAGAGGACGUCUGCCAGGGUGGAUUUGUAAAUAUCUCAGAGAAAGUGAGUGAAGUUAUAAUCGUUCAGAAUAAUAAAGCAAAUGCUGAUGCAGAACCCGAAACAGUUUUAUUCCGUAGCUGUACCGGCACCUCCCAUCUUCCAAGGUUUUGUUGUUCAAAGCCCAUUUGAAGCUGCAGCACCCACAUUCGGUGGUUUCACGAUGUCAUCAUUCGGUUGCAGAUCUGGUUCCAGACUGAAACUACAUCAGCGUAGAAGACGGAGGUAGCCUCACCGCCCGCCACAUCGACUGAUCCUUAUUCAGUUUUAUUUACUUUGUACUAUACAAGCAUUUUUGAGUGUUUUUUUUUAUUUUAACAAUAAGAUAUAAAGCUUAUUUAACCCAGACGUGCUGCCACUGGCAGUUGUAAAAAAGAACUAAACAUGGCAGCGAGUUUUAUUUUUCUUUAUAUGUGAGAAUUUCCAGGAUCCCUGCAGAAUUAUUAUUAUUAUUAUUAUUACUGAAGUAUUAUUAUUAUUAUAGUGUGUUGUAUAAAACGGUGUAUUUACUCUUCUGUAUAGUAUUGAUGACUGCAGCUGAAAGUUUUAUGAAUUAUUUUGCACUUUGUGUUGAUGUGUGUAAAAAUAUCUGCUGUAAAGCGGUUUUACAAAAGCAGUGCAGCAUUGAGUCGUCAUGUUGAACUGAAACAUGGUUCAUCUCGAUUAAAAAGAAAUUAGUGAAAUAAUCAGUAAGGUUUUAUUUAAAAAAAAAGUGAAGCUAUUUCAGGAAUAAAAAAAAUGACAAGGUUUUAACAUUACACAUUUUUUUUUUUUUUUUUUUUUUUAAUUUUAUUGUUGAUUUUUUUUUUUUUUUAAUUCAUUUUCUUUACUUUAUCUGUAAUUAUUUACAUUUAUUUACUUACAUGCUUAUUUACUUAUCUAUAUACUUACUACUUACUCAUAUACACUUUUUGUCUGUUUUUCCUUUUAGAUAAAUUCAUUUAUUUUACUUUUUUAUUAAUCAUUUGUAUUAUUCAUUUAGUCAAUGAAUCAUUUUUGUGACCUUUAUUCUUUAUUUUUCUUUAGUUAGCUUAUAUAUUUAAUUUAAUUGUUUAGUGCAUCUGUGUGGCACAGGACCCAGGGUGAUAUUGACCAGGAUAAAGAGGCUUCUACAAAUGAAGAUUUCUUUAAAAAGAAAUGUCCUUUUUUAUUUUUUAUGUUUUUUGUUUAUUUUACGGGGCAGCACAGUGGCACAGUGGGUAAUGCUGUUGCCUCACAGCAAGAAGGUCCUGGCUUUGAUUCCUUGGCUGGGCAGCAAGGGCCCUUUCUGUGUGGGGUUUGCAUGUUCUCCCUGUGUCUGUGUGGGUUUCCUUUCACAGACCAAAGACAUGCGGUCAGGUCAAAUGUGUGUGUGUCCUGGGAUGGACUGGCAUAGACUUUCUUUUACUGUUUUUUUUUUUGGGGUGUUUUGUUCUGCCUUGUUAUUUUUCCAUUACCCUCACCUGAUUAAAAUGCUCUCUUCACCCUUCA